AUGCACCUGACACGCUAUGCAAAGCACUCCUUUGCCGCGUCGGAAGAAGAAGGCCUUAGUGCCCGAUUCGCGCCGCUAGAUGAGGAGAACAGACUACGUGCAGUGCAAGACCUUUUAUCUUUCUCCAGACGUCAAGGUGAGACCAUAGAUGCGUUGAUAUCAAGGUUUGACAUCACCCGUCAGAUGGCCCACCGUGAAGGAGGAGGAGCCAUCUCAAUCGAAACAGCUGCGCUGAUCCUACUCCGUGCAUGCGCAGUGACAAGCGAGCAGUUUCAGACGUUGACGCAGCCUUUCGGACUGCGAUUGCCGAUGUCAGACCCCGAGUCUCAGCAGAUGUGCCAUCAUUUGCGAAGAUUGGCUCACAUCGUGGAACGCCAUCCGAAUAACAUUGCGUCAGGACUGCGACAGCAUUCACACUUCAGUCAGACGUAUCUUGCAGAGGCCGACACUGGUUCUUCCCACUCAAGUGAGCCGUGGCUCCACCAACCUCGCAGUGGUGAUUGGAGCAACCCCGGAGGCAUGGGGUCGUUGAACCAGACGGAUUGGGCCUUUCAGGCAACUGUGACUGAAGGAGGCUACUCGGAGACUGACUCUGCUACGAGCAGCGACCAAGACGAGCCCAUCGCCAUGGACGACUUGCAAGGCAUGACGAACAGUCAAGCGGAUGAGUACUUGUUUGGUCAAUAUCAGCAAGCCAAGAAGAGGUGGCGACGCUUCACUGGGAAGCCUGUUCGAGCCCUGAGGCGAACGUUGCACAGAAAAGGCAAAGGCAAGGGCAAGCGAGGAAGGACGGUGAGCCUUUGCGUUGCAGCACCUGCGGGUCAGCGUACCAUCUGCGUGCAAGAUGCCCUCGUAGGAGCGACGGUGCGCCUGGCCCCACCGUUGCGAACAGCUGAUGUGCAAGGACCGAGCGGCAGUCUUGGCAGCACAAUGCAACAGAACAUCGCACAGGUUCAGGCCCACCAACUGCAGUCUCGCAAUCCAUCACGCUCGCACCGGGGCAGCGACUCAGUGCCCUCAGUGUUCAUGCAGUUCUCCGGCAUUGCUCACAACACGCCCUAUCAGGAGGCUUCGCAGGCGCAUGCAGGAACCAUGUUUCAGCAAUCCCAAGUGCCAACUUUCCAGGCAGCCCCAGUAGCUCCCCCCUACACUCAGCUCACCUCCAUGUUUGGCCAGGUGCACGCGUUGCGGUCUGAGGAAAGUGCUUCUCGCGCCGCUGCGAGACAGUCCAUAGCGGCUGGGGGAGCUGAGCAUACCGAUGCCGAGGAGCCAAGGCGCUCAGCCUUUCAGGGCUUCGUGUCGUCGUGCACGGUGUGCUUAGAAGAGUUCAGCCCUGGGGAUGAAGUUUGCAGGAUGCGAUGCGGACACGUUUUCCACACCAUGUGCGUGGGUGAGUUAGCAGCUCAGAACGAGAUAGAAGUAGACCCUCAGGGCUUGGUCCGCAUUGUGUGCCCGAACUGUCGCACCACGACGCAGGUGCUUCGAGCAUGGAGAUAUCCAGCUCUGUCAGGCAUGCACACUCCGCCAACACAGGAGUCAGAUGCUCAAGCCGAGCCCGAUAGUGGAGGCACGCCUGUCAGAGAUGGGGAAGGUUUGAGAGACGAUGACGAAGCGCCAGAGGUGCCCACGGAGGCGCGUGUUCCAGAUGCCGAGGAUCCGUCACUUGACAUUCCUUCUGCAUUCCCGUGGUGGCCAGUUCCAGAGCAUUGCUGCGACCCGCCUGAAGCGGUGCAGGCCACUGCGUACCACAGCAAUGUAAGACUCGCCGAUGGCAGAGUGGGACUCCUAGUAGACCCAGGAAGCUAUGGCAACCUUGUUGGAGCCCAGUGGCUGGAAGAAGCAUCCAGGCAAAUGCCACACCUGCCCAGUAUGACCACACGCGCUCAGCCUCUCCAAGUGGGUGGAGUUGGCAAGGGCGCGCAGGUGUGCAGAGAAGAUUGCCGUCUGCCCAUUGCCAUGACACGCCAAGAUGGGAGCAUCACCACUGGAACCUUCUCGAGCCCUGUCGUACUUCAGAGCGGAUGUCCGGCUCUCCUUGGCUUGAAGGCUCUCCAGGACAACCGUGCCAUCUUGGAUCUCGGCAAGAAACAGUUGCAUUUCGUUGGUCAAGGCGAGCCUACGUUAGUCCUUCCCCCAGGUUCAGAAACCUUUCAGCUCGAGGCGGCGGUCAGCGGUCACCUGCUGUUGCCGUGCGCAGCGCGAGGGCCAGCGUCUGCUGGAGAACACCACCUGUUCUCUGAGAGUGAUGCUGCAGAAUGCCACUUAGUCUCUCCGGCCGGGGAGCGUAGUGAACACGAGCGAAUCUGCCAGGAAGCAUGUGCCUGCUUUGACCCCGUGAAAGCAAUGCAGGUCGUUGUGGACAUUGCGUGCAAGCUGCAUCAGGGUGAAGGGACAUCCAGCAGUCAGCGGUUUGAGGGUUCCCAGGGUUUGAGCCUCUGUUUUGGUGCAUACACCUAUGGAGGCAAGCAGGGUAUAACCAAAAUCACAGCUGAGCGUCCCUGGCUAACUCAACUCAUUUGCAGAACGCUUGCGCACGCAGUGCCCGCUGAAGAGUACACCUCGUUCAUGCUGUUGAAGGACAGUGAGGCGCCCAUGCACAUUGACAAGUACAAUCACGGCAAGAACAUUGUCCUGCCCCUCAAGCUACCGCCACAUGGCGGAGGCUUGUGGGUUGAGCUUCGCCCAGGGGAUAAAGUGUCCGGUGAAGUAGCUGUGCACCAUGAUGGAAGCACUCAUGUUGCAGGACAGGUGUUCAAGCUGCAAGUCGGGGUUCCUCAAACGUUCUGUCCAAAAGCCAGACAUGCAACGGAGCCCUGGACACGAGGCCACCGUGUUGUAAUUGCUGCGUACACAACCGGAGGCUACGCAAGACUUGCAGCCCCCGAGGCACGCGAGUUGACAAGCCUGGGAUUUGCCAUGCCGUCAGGCAGUGUGCGACAAGUCCAAGAAGCACUCCUCGCAGAAUCCCAGUCAUCCCAAGACAGUCCUGUGCAUUCCAAGCCUUUGCAGCAAGACCAACAAGUCCAUGAAGCAGCCCAAGUAGAAUCCAAGUCAUCCCAAGAUUGGUCUGUGCAUUCCAAGUCCUCCGAGACGCGACCAACAGGCGCUAGUGCAAGCAGCGCUAAGCAUCGCAGAUCCAGUUGUAUGACUGUGAUCCGCAGAGUGCUCCUAAUUUCCUUGUUCCACUCCAGUGCAUCAGCGUUUCUGUCUCAAGGGUGGGAACCGACGCGGUUCAGGCCCUUAGAGUUGCUGAGGUCAGGCUUCGACGACGCAGUGUCCCGGCUGAAGCAGGACGAAUACAGUGCCCUGUGGGUGGACUUAGCCGACGCACGCCACUUCGGGGGGCAGGAGCGCACGUCACAGAUUUGUAGCAGACUUGCAGUUCUCUUCACUUGGGCAGAACGGCAAGCAGUGCCGGUCAUCCUUGCCGCCAGUCGACGUACAGCAUGGAACCAUCCAGGUUUUAAGCAAUUAGUAGACCGAGGUCAAUUUUACACAAGCCACCAUUCUUGGUGUCGGCUAGGCGCUCGCAUCAGCGCAGCGACCAGUGCGGAGAGACACAAGGUGCUCUCGACAAUCAGGUUGCCCAACCAUGACUGCCGCUGUUCCACUGAGAUUGAGCAUGUGUUUGAUCUCGACGAUAAGUCUCCCGGCAGUGCUAAAAUCCGAGCCCAAGCCGAACAGACAGUGGUGGCCAGCAUUGUUGCCGCCCUUGGCCGAGUGUUGGACGCUGGUCAGGGGUCCCCAAAACCAUCCGACCCGGUUGAUGCAACGUCAUUUUCCACAAGCACCACGACAGACUUUGUCUGUGCAACUUGUGGCCUGAUGCAAGCAGGUCCAGGUUGCCGUUUUUGCGAUGCAGAUUCUAUUCGGACAUUUUCCGUGCUGAGCCCAGCGUCGCCUGCAAGUUCUAGCAAUCAGGAGCCAUGCAAGGUCGAGCCGCAAGCCCCUAACGAUUGCUACCCAACUGAAUCCAAGUUAAUGCAAAGGCAGAAACAGAAGGCUAACAAGGCCGCAGGCAUCGAGCCCACUGUACAGCGUAGACACAAGCAUGUAGAGCAGCAUUUCGACGACUGUGGUGAAGACCUGUCAAGCCUGAGCUUUCCUGUCGCAGGCAAUCUGCUGGACGACUCAGACAGCUCAGGUGAUGACGCAGGCCAAAUUGCUGAUGCCCUUGUGAACAGGCAGCUGAAUGCCUUUGAGACAUGGACUAGAUGCGGCAGCACAGGUGAUCAGGUCCCAGCCUUUACACCUGAAACAGUCGUUGCCGUGGAUGUUGAUGAAAUGCAGUCCAUACUGUCGAGUGCCUCGUACACCUCGUGGGGAGUCGAGAUAGUUGAGCUGUUUGGCGGCCAGGGACAGACAUCACGAUUGUGCGUCCGGCGUAAGCUGCGUGCAGGUCACAACUUUGAGUUGCUUACUGGGGUCAAUCUCGCAGAUCCAGUUGCCCAACGUAAGGUACUGGGGUACAUAAGCAUCGCUAAGCCCUUAGUGGUUGUAAUGGCCCCGGUUUGUUCACCCUAUGGACCACUUGGCAACUGGAAUCGCAUCAUCAACCCCGGAGCUUGGCAACAGUCAGUCGGCAAUGCCGAGCCAUUAGCCGCGUUCAGUGGCCGAGUUGCUGAGGUGCAGCUCACACAGCAGCGGUAUUUCCUAAUCGAACAGCCGUAUCCCUCCAAGCUUUAUGAGGUAGAUCCGUGGCCGAAGGUACGCCAACAUCCGAAAUGUGUCCGUGUAGUCUUUCAUCAAUGCAUGCUGGGACAGUCUGUGCAGGGCCUUUUGGCCAAGAAGCCAACAGAGCUGGUUGCCAAUCAUCGGUGUCUGAUCGCAGCAUUCGAAGGACUCCAAUGCGACAACAGCCAUGCGCAUGCCCAGUUGCUAGGAGGAAGAGCGCACCAGACCCAACGUUGGCCCGUGCAGAUGUGCAGCAAAAUAGCUCACGGCAUCAAUAUCCUGACGCGCAAGCUUGUGCACGAAGGUGCCCUUGCGGGAAACGUGUGCAAGAAGCGAGCAACAGGUGAUGCCUAUGUGGCAGGCUGUGUGUAUCCUUCCGUCUCCGCAGGCACUGAUGAAGCAGGGGACUCACAGCAGCCAGAAUCCUCUGAGGCGUGGCGUGGCUGUAAGGGAUGUCUCUGGAGGCUGCACAGGGGUGAUCCCUUGCACUCUCGAGUGCGUGGAGUUUGCAAGUACCCAGAUGAUGAAACCUUCAUUUUUGACUGCCCCGGCUGCAAGGCCAGAAAGAACAGGCUGAGCCCACUGCUGGUGUCACAGCGUCUCUGGGUGCUAUACUGGAUUGACACGAGAUCCAUGCUAGCAGAUGCUUUGACCAAAGGCAGUUGCAGCCGUGAGCUGAUCACUGCAGCAAUGAGUGGCAAUUUGCUGAUGCCACAGCCAUAUGAAAUUCAAGAGAUCCGAAGAUGA
Molecule: messenger RNA, 5421 nt
Organism: Symbiodinium natans
Lineage: Eukaryota; Dinophyceae; Suessiales; Symbiodiniaceae
Source: the annotation of a GenBank genome assembly